AUGGCAUCCACUGCCGUAAACCAGGGCAGCUUGCGCCAGCGCAACCCUGGUUCGAAAAAGAAGGCUGGCUCACCGGUUCCCGAGGAAGCUCAAAUAGAGACCCUGGUGAAGCCUAAGAAGCCGGCUUCUGGAGCCGGCUCCGAAAUCGACUACAAGAUCGGCCUGGCUAUUAUCACAGUUUUGGCUUUUGUUUCGAGAUUCUGGGGCAUCAGUCAUCCCAAUGAGGUUGUCUUCGAUGAGGUCCACUUUGGCAAGUUCGCCUCUUACUACCUCGAAAGAACCUACUUCUUCGAUGUCCACCCUCCGUUCGGCAAGCUCUUGUUCGCGCUCAUGGGGUGGCUCGUUGGCUACGAUGGCAACUUCCACUUCGAAAACAUCGGCGACUCGUACAUCUCCAACAAGGUUCCCUAUGUCGCUUACCGCGCGCUCCCUGCUCUUCUGGGAUCGCUGACCGUCAGCGUUGUAUACUUGAUCAUGUGGGAGUCUGGCUACAGUCUUCCUGCAUGUAUCGUUGCCGCUGGUCUCGUCCUCCUUGACAACGCCCACAUCGGCCAGACACGUCUCAUCUUGCUCGAUGCCACUCUCGUCUUCACUAUGGCCUGCAGUCUUCUGUUCUACAUCAAGUUCUACAAGACGAGGCAUGAAGCCUUCAGCCGAAAAUGGUGGAAGUGGUUGAUCCUGACAGGCUUUGCUUUGUCUUGCGAUAUUUCCACCAAGUAUGUCGGCCUGUUUGCCUUCAUCACCAUUGGUUCGGCCGUCAUCAUUGAUCUUUGGGAUCUCCUCGACGUUAAGCGAGUCGGAGGUGCUCUGAGUAUUCCCGACUUUGCCAAGCACUUCGGUGCCCGCGUCUUUGGCCUGAUCAUCAUGCCCUUCAUCUUCUACCUGUUCUGGUUCCAGGUUCAUUUCGCAAUCCUGACCAGAUCCGGUCCUGGCGAUGACUUCAUGACCCCCGAAUUCCAAGAGACUUUGUCCGACAACGUAAUGUUCGCCAACUCGCUCACCAUCAACUACCACGAUACUAUCACGAUCAAGCACAAAGAGACCAAAGCUUAUCUUCACAGUCAUGCUGCAACCUAUCCUCUGCGCUACGACGACGGCCGCGUCUCCAGCCAGGGCCAACAAGUCACUGGCUAUCCUUACGAAGAUGCAAACAACCACUGGCAGAUCAUUCCCGCCGAUGGUAGCCAGGACCUCGGUCGCAUCGUCAAAAACCAUGAUUUGGUUCAGCUCCGUCAUCUUGCCACCGACUCGAUUCUGCUCUCUCACGACGUCGCUUCUCCUUUCUACCCGACGAACCAGGAGUUCACCACUGUUUCUGUUGAUGACGCCAACGGCGAUCGCAAGCCUGACACCCUCUUCGAAGUCCGUAUCGAGAACGGAAAGAAUGGGCAGGAAUUCAAGAGCAUUGCAAGUCACUUCAAGUUCAUCCACAACCCUAGCAAAGUCGCUAUGUGGACUCAUGAGAAGCCCUUGCCGGAGUGGGGUAUGCGCCAACAGGAAAUCAACGGAAACAAGCAGAUCCAAGUCAGCUCCAACGUCUGGCUGGUCGACGACAUCCCAUCACUAGGCGCAGACCACCCUCGUCGCGAGAAACCUGCGAAGGAAGUGAAGCGCCUGCCCUUCCUGCAAAAGUGGUUUGAACUUCAACGAUCCAUGUUCUGGCACAACAACCAGUUGACCAGCAGUCAUCCCUAUGCCAGCCAGCCAUACCAGUGGCCAUUCCUACUCAGAGGUGUCAGCUUCUGGACUCAGAACGAUACGCGCCAGCAGAUCUACUUCUUGGGAAACCCUGUUGGCUGGUGGAUUGCAAGUAGUCUGAUCGCCGUCUUUGUUGGCAUCAUUGGAGCGGACCAGAUCUCUCUCCGCCGUGGUGCCGACGCCUUGGACCACCGCACUCGCACACGCCUCUACAAUUCCACUGGAUUCUUUUUCCUAGCAUGGGCCACCCACUAUUUCCCAUUCUACCUUAUGGGACGUCAACUAUUCCUGCAUCACUACCUUCCUGCCCAUCUCGCCUCAUGCUUGAUUGUAGGUUCUUUGGUUGAAUUCGUCUUCAACGCCGAUCCCGUAUCUGAGGAGGCCAGCUACCAGGCUAUUAAGUCUGGCAAGAAACCUGCUCCUGGGGCCAAGCGAUUUGUCACUGCCCGCGAGAGGUUUGCUGGCACGAGCAUGGUCCCGGCUUGGAUUGCCACAGCAGUCAUCUUGGCUGUUGCCGCUUUUGGCUGGUACUUCUUCCUGCCUCUGACUUACGGUUACCCUGGUCUUAGCGUCGAUGAGGUCCUCCGUCGUAAGUGGCUUGGCUAUGACCUCCACUUCGCGAAAUAG
Molecule: messenger RNA, 2325 nt
Organism: Truncatella angustata
Lineage: Eukaryota; Fungi; Ascomycota; Sordariomycetes; Amphisphaeriales; Sporocadaceae
Product: Dolichyl-phosphate-mannose-protein mannosyltransferase-domain-containing protein
Exons: 3
Coding region: 1-2325 (774 amino acids)
Biological process (GO): protein O-linked glycosylation via mannose
Cellular component (GO): endoplasmic reticulum; membrane
Molecular function (GO): dolichyl-phosphate-mannose-protein mannosyltransferase activity
Source: RefSeq, a predicted model, not a curated record